UUGGUCCGCGGCCGCCGGCUGGAAACUUCGCCAUGUUUGCGAGAGCAGCUGCCGCUCUGUCUUGACGGGCGAGAAAAUCCGUAAAUCUGAGGGAGGUGCUUGACUCCUGUAUUUUUGGCAGUGCCAGUCUUACCGAGCAGGCUGUGUCUGAGAGACAUGGGAAAAUCACUUUCUCACCUGCCUAUGCACACAUGCAAGGAAGAUGGCUAUGAUGGAGGCACAGUGUCUGAUAAUAUGAGAAAUGGGUUAGUUCACUCAGAAUCGCACAACGAAGAUGGCAGAUGUGGAGAUGUAUCGCAGUUUCCCUACGUGGAAUUUACAGGAAGAGACAGUGUCACCUGCCCAACUUGCCAGGGAACAGGAAGAAUUCCACGAGGGCAGGAAAAUCAGCUGGUAGCCUUAAUUCCAUACAGUGAUCAGAGACUGAGGCCAAGAAGAACAAAGCUCUACGUGACUGCUUCUGUAAUUGUAUGUUUACUACUUUCUGGGCUGGCUGUAUUCUUCUUGUUUCCUCGCUCAAUUGACGUUGAAUACAUUGGUGUGAAGUCAGUAUAUGUCACUUAUGAACAGGGUAGACGUAUAAUAUAUCUAAAUAUUACGAACACACUAAAUAUAACGAACAACAACUAUUAUUCUGUUGAAGUGGCAAAUAUCACAGCCCAAGUUCAGUUUUCAAAAACAGUUAUUGGCAAAGCACGGCUAAACAACAUCACCAACAUUGGUCCUCUGGAUAUGAAACAGAUUGACUAUAUGGUGCCCACAGUCAUACAAGAUGAAAUGAGCUACAUGUUUGACUUCUGUACUUUAGUAUCUAUCAAAGUGCAUAACAUAGUAGUGAUGAUGCAAGUGACAGUGACAACCUCUUACUUUGGCCACUCUGAGCAGAUAUCCCAGGAGAGAUACCAGUAUGUGGACUGUGGAGGAAACACCACCUACCAGCUGGGCCAGUCAGAAUAUUUAAAUGUACUUCAGCCUCCGCAGUAAAAGCACCUGUUGGUUAGUGUGGAAUGACUGCUGUUGAUGCUUGCAGAGAUCCUUUGAAUAGGACUGGUACUAUGUGAAGGGGAGAGUAUGUGCAUGUAAAGCAUAGCGAACAUGGUGACCCGUUCACUUUAGAUGCAAGGAGGGAGAAGGUGCAAAAUGUAUAUAGAUGCACUUGUUAAAUGUUGUGUUUUCCCCUUCUGUUUGCUUUCUAUUACUGUAAGCACUUCUGUCAAGUUGUGUGGUGGGAGGGAGAGGGGGAAUAUCAGAUUCUUGAACUGAAAUGGGACCUUUCCUUACAGUGUGGUACAUCAACUUAGAGUAACUGUGUGUAUGUCUGUGUUUAGGUGAAAUGUGUCACUAAUGAGCAUUUUAGAAAAAUUGAUACUCAUAAAUUUUAAGUUUAUACUUCAGUUAUUGAUAUUUGACUAUUGAAACUGGCAGUAUUACUACUUAAGUAAACAAGAUUACUUUGAGGUAUCUGCGUGUGAAACUUCUGUUAGUAACCCAGUGGCCAUAGUUCUUUAUUUGGGGAUUCUACUUCUUGUUUGCUGUACAUGAUUAGAGGUGACAUGCAGUCUGUGAAAGCUAGGAAAGCUCUCUUGGAUGACACUAUACUUGAAUGUGCAACUCUAGAAUCUGGCAUCUUUUCAUUCAUACUGCCUCCUGCUACCUCUGGGAUGUUGUAAGGAGAAUGUAUGUUGUUAGAUUUAAAGUUGGAUUUAAAAACAAAACAAAAACCAACUCCCAGAAUCAUUACUGACAAAGGAAAAAUUCAAGACUGUAGAAAACGAAUGGGUAAAGACUUUGACAGUGUUUUUUCUCCUUUGUUUUUUAGUAAACUUUUGAGUACAGCUAUUAAAAUCAAGAUCGUGUAGUUGGAACUAGAUGGGAAACUAUUUGAGCCAUGGGUUUGGGCAGCUUGAUGUAAAUUUUCAUCAUUUUUAUUGUUUUAAUAUACUGUGUAUCUAAGCUACUUCUAAGUGUUAAUAUGUUGAGGUGUGUAUAUUUAGUGCGCAGGCUCAGUAGGCAAUGCAGUAGUUGCCUGAAUCUCCAGAGCACUCACAGUUCACAUCAAAGUUAUGUAAGUGAGAAUAAAGCAGUUCUUUCUGUAAGAGUAAAUGCUGAUGUAAUCAUGACUGACUUAUAACAAAGCUAUUAAAUAUUUUCAGUAGGAUAGUUUGCACAGUGAGAAUUUCUGGGGUUAUCAAAUGUGGUGAUUGUAAAUUUGGGGUCCAAAGUUGCUUGACUUCUGAAGGCUGACUGUUCUAAGGGUUAGGUACGAGACUUUUUUUUUAAUUAACUAGAUCAGGAUUGUUUUAUUUCUGAAUUAGAUAAGAUGCAGCUGUAAGAAGGUACUAUUGAGACUGUUGCAUUGUAAUGAACAAUAUAUUUUUUUAAAAUAGAUGUUGCGGUUUUUAUGCUGCCCAUCUCCUGGAAAUAAGCUAUAUAAAAUGAAUUGGCAAUAAACACUAUGGAAAAAGGCUGCUGAGUAACUUCUUGCAACUAACAAUCUCUUAUGCUCCAGUACUUCAGUGGAGGUGCAUGUCUAUAUUACACUUUUCUUUGUCAGCCUUUCUUAGGUGGACCUAACUGGGUGGGUGGGGAAAAGAAUAUUGAUGAUGUAAGGCUGAUUUAAAAGAAAUUAAGUAACCAUACAAAAAAAACUCUUCUCUCUUUGAAUUGCUAUAAGCACUUAUUCUGAAUGUCUAUGAAAAAUUUUGGAACCUAAACUGUCAGUUUCAUAUAGUUGUUGAUAAGAUGAAGAUGUCAGCCUUUGGCUUUGGAGAACUUCUAGAACUGGAAUAGUCAAUUCUGAUGACUUAUUGUAGUUACGUUCUGAAAAUUAUUCUUGAAUCUGGGCACUUAAAAGUAAACACUCUUUAUUACAGCUUACAAUCAUGGGGGAAACUAGUUCACAAUUGACUCUAGUCUUCCUAGAGUAUAGAUGAGGUUUAGUCCUGUGGCUGAUAAAAUACAUGCAGAAACUUGUGUGAUAGUCUGAAAAGAUACAGGUGAUAACUAAAGACCAGGAUAGUGGGGAGCUGGGUAGAAGCAGAGGGGUAAACUCUUCUAUGUUACCUGUUGUAGAAAGAUUUGCUUAUAUUGGAGAUUAGGGAGAGAAUUCUGCUUUAAAUCAUGCCAGAUCUGAAGUCAGCCAGCAAGUGAUAUGGAUUUUUUUCUGCUAGGCUGAAGUAUUUACAACUAGAGUGUUGGUUUUGUUUGUUUGGGGUUGUUUUUUUGUUUGUUUUUUUGUUGUAGAAAAAGAAGAAAACAUCUCUAGGCAGAUAUUUGUAUCAAUUUAAAAAAAAUUUUUCUUCAAAGGAUAAAAGCUAAUCUAAAGUAACUGAAUGGCACAAUGAUAAAAUUAUUUGGUGACAGUAAUGAAUGCCACUUGGAACAGGCAUGGUGGGGGGAGGUUACACUGUUACACAGUGUUGAGACUCAAACUGACCUUUGAAAGUCUGGCAGACAUGCUGAGCAAAAUACAUACCUAAAUCUGUUGGUCUUAUGUUGCAUGAAAUGAUUGGUAUUGGCUAAUUUAAAAUAAAGAAUUAUGAGUGGAAUUAUUCUUUCCAUGUAUGUGGCAGAAGGAGGAAGAUACAGCUCUUAAUGUCUGUCAUCUGGGAUUUCUAAUGGGUAUGAACUUUAACACCAUCAAUGUGUAGUAGACUUAUGGAAUGACUAAGAGUUCUCAUCUUAAAGGGUGGGGUAAAGAUCCUAUUGAUGAAUCCUCAAAUUAAGUCAGUUACAGGAGAAUCAAAGGCUUAAGAUUCUGCGUGUGCUUGUAUGUCCUUGCAAAACUGUCAGCAUUUUACUAACCAAACAAGGCAAGUAUUUGAAUUUAACUACUACUUUUAAUAUAAGAUCUGAUCAGAUAAGCAGGCAAGCAUCUGUUUGAAUACUUAACUUAGACUUCAUUUCUGUGGCUGAGCUUGGAAACAUGCGAAGGGAGCAAGGGAGGUCAGUAUUAACCUGUAUAACUUUGUAAACAAGGUAUGAGAAUAGAUCCAAGUGACAGAGCUGUAAUUAUUUCACAUUUUUUAUCUUGAUUUUUAAAAUAAAAAAGGCAAUCGUUUUGGUUCACUGUAAAUCAGUAAGUACAAAUUCUCUCCCAGAAGGUCAGCUUGAAGAAUUGUAAUUUUUUUCUGGUCUGUUUUCCUGUAUGUAAGAUGGUUUCUGAAGGACUUUUUCUGAAUUGAUUCAUAUUUCACUUGUAACUUCCCCACAAUCUUUGAAUACUAUCAAAUACAUAUAUACUGGCAUUGUAGUGUUGUGCUUCAAGGGAUUUAUUUCUAGUAUAAUUCUUGUCACUUGAGUUCUUUGUAGCAAUUCCUGUACCAAAACCUGUUGCACUUUAAAGUGGAAGCUCUGUUAGUUAUCUCUUAAAACAGUGGUCCAGAUGUUGUACUGUAAUGGCACAAUUGAAAAGCAAAAUUUAAUGUAUUCUGUAUAGAAUAACUGUAAAAUUUCAAAAUUACAACUUAAGGUAAAUUAAUAUGGAAUACUUAAAUGCAUAAAGAUGUUGGCUCUUUGGCCAUUCUGACCUGGACAACAAAAUUAUUUUACAUUUUAAAUAUGAUGCUUUAAAAAUAAAUGAAUGAAUAAAACCACCAAACGAACUCAAAGAUCUAACCAUCAAAUAUCCAUUUGGAGAGAUUUAAAGGGAAGCGCUCUUACUAAAAGAUGUAGUACCUGACGCUUACUCUUGAAUUCCUGGUGUGGGGAAAAGCCUAUAGAAGCUCAUUUAUAAUUUGUUCAUCAUUCAUCUUGAUAUUUAGGGGAUAGUUGCUGCUUAAUCUUUUAUAAAGACAAGCAUAACUAUCUUUUUCCUGUGUGGUAUAGCUUUGAAGUUCUUAGUGCACUUCUGAGGUGUGCAUGACCUUGAUAUUAACAUGGUGGUGUUUAUAUUUUGCAGCCUUAUGUUGGCAAACUUAAGUACAUGCUUCAGUUGACCUUGCUCCAAAUUGUCCUUGAAGUUCUGCAAGUGAAUAAAUUUUUUCAUAGUAGUACACUGCAAA
Messenger RNA from Harpia harpyja (harpy eagle), 5003 nucleotides. RefSeq names its product transmembrane protein 106B (gene TMEM106B). The transcript has 8 exons. The record is from RefSeq and is a predicted model, not a curated record. Gene Ontology annotation, cellular component: lysosomal membrane. Gene Ontology annotation, biological process: lysosome localization; lysosomal transport; lysosome organization. NCBI's taxonomy places the organism in Eukaryota, Metazoa, Chordata, Aves, Accipitriformes, Accipitridae. Bases 157 to 984 code for a protein of 275 amino acids.